GGGAGCACUGCAGUGAAAGCAGAGGCAGCGGACAGGCGAGCAGGGGGCGGGCGGACAUCUUGGGAUCUGAGAGUGGCCAGGCCGGCCUUGUUGGGGCUGCUGACUCCAGGUCUAUUCUCAGCAAUGGGUCACAGAGACUGAACUGCCACCAUGAUUGGAGGCUUAUUCAUCUAUAAUCACAAGGGGGAGGUGCUCAUCUCCCGAGUCUACAGAGAUGACAUCGGGAGGAACGCUGUGGAUGCCUUCCGGGUCAAUGUGAUUCAUGCGCGGCAGCAGGUGCGAAGCCCUGUCACAAACAUCGCUCGCACCAGCUUCUUCCAUGUUAAGCGGUCCAACAUCUGGCUAGCAGCAGUCACCAAGCAGAAUGUCAACGCCGCCAUGGUCUUCGAAUUCCUCUAUAAGAUGUGUGAUGUAAUGGCUGCUUACUUUGGCAAGAUCAGUGAGGAAAACAUCAAGAACAAUUUUGUGCUCAUAUACGAGCUGCUGGAUGAGAUUCUGGACUUUGGCUAUCCACAGAACUCAGAGACAGGUGCACUGAAAACCUUCAUCACCCAGCAGGGCAUCAAGAGUCAGCAUCAGACAAAAGAAGAACAGUCGCAGAUCACCAGCCAGGUGACUGGGCAGAUUGGCUGGCGGCGGGAAGGCAUCAAGUAUCGCCGAAAUGAACUCUUCCUAGAUGUUCUGGAGAGUGUAAACCUGCUUAUGUCCCCACAAGGGCAGGUGCUGAGUGCCCACGUGUCAGGCCGGGUGGUGAUGAAGAGUUACCUGAGUGGCAUGCCUGAGUGCAAGUUUGGAAUGAAUGACAAGAUUGUCAUUGAAAAGCAGGGCAAAGGCACAGCUGAUGAAACAAGCAAGAGCGGUAAGCAGUCGAUUGCCAUUGAUGACUGCACCUUCCACCAGUGCGUGCGACUCAGCAAGUUUGACUCGGAGCGAAGCAUCAGCUUCAUCCCCCCUGAUGGAGAGUUUGAACUCAUGAGAUACCGCACUACCAAGGACAUCAUCCUUCCUUUCCGGGUGAUUCCGUUGGUGCGGGAAGUGGGACGCACCAAACUGGAGGUCAAGGUGGUCAUCAAGUCCAACUUCAAGCCCUCACUUCUGGCCCAGAAGAUUGAGGUGAGGAUCCCAACCCCACUGAACACAAGCGGGGUGCAGGUGAUCUGCAUGAAGGGGAAGGCCAAAUACAAGGCCAGCGAGAACGCCAUUGUAUGGAAGAUCAAGCGCAUGGCAGGCAUGAAGGAAUCACAGAUCAGCGCAGAGAUUGAGCUUCUGCCCACCAACGAUAAGAAGAAAUGGGCACGACCCCCCAUUUCCAUGAACUUUGAGGUGCCGUUCGCGCCUUCUGGCCUCAAGGUGCGCUACUUGAAGGUGUUCGAACCGAAGCUGAACUACAGCGACCAUGACGUCAUCAAAUGGGUGCGGUACAUUGGCCGCAGCGGCAUUUAUGAAACCCGCUGUUAGCUGCAUAGUGGCGGCUGGCCCAUCUCCCCACCCACCCUAUUCAGCAAGUCCAAGCACCCCCAGUGACCACUCAUCAGUGUCUUUCCUCCCUCCUGCUGCGCCGCCCUUCCUUUACAGCAGCCCCCGAGUGUAGGUCUGAACCAGCCAUAUCACAGUGGGACCUGCGAGGCAGUCCCUGGCUUCCUGGGCAGGGUGAUUUUUGAGGUUUCUCUUCCAUCUGUCUGUCCUGGCUUAGUGCCAGGCCUUGAGUUUUGUGACCAAAGCCAGGUGGCCCCCUCUUCUCUCUACCCUUGUGGCCACACCUCUGCAGUGGGAAGGCUGACUACCUUUCACCUCAGAGGUCCCCCCAAAGGCCAGUAACAGAUCCCAACCCCUUAGUCCCUACUCUGCUUUGGGAUAGUAUGAGCUUUGUUUUGUACACGUGUGACUUUGUCCAGUUAUAAACCCAAUAAACUGUAGAGUGGA
This is a messenger RNA of Psammomys obesus (fat sand rat), 1923 nucleotides long. RefSeq names its product adaptor related protein complex 2 subunit mu 1 (gene Ap2m1). Gene Ontology annotation, cellular component: AP-2 adaptor complex; cytoplasmic vesicle. The record is from RefSeq and is a predicted model, not a curated record. NCBI's taxonomy places the organism in Eukaryota, Metazoa, Chordata, Mammalia, Rodentia, Muridae. The transcript is spliced from 12 exons. Gene Ontology annotation, biological process: clathrin-dependent endocytosis; intracellular protein transport. Bases 151 to 1458 code for a protein of 435 amino acids. Gene Ontology annotation, molecular function: clathrin-cargo adaptor activity.